UGAUUCCGCAUGGCCCAAGUUUCUGGGGUCGCACAGCACGCAUCAACAUUGUCGAGGAAGAUGGCUCAGACACGGCCUAUUUCAUGAAGGUACAUGACAGCCCUUCAGAAUUUUCAUAUUAGAACUGAAAUCAUCGUCUCUAGGUAUGUCAUGGCCAACGAGGCCAUGACAUGAUGCUCGGCGAAUUUACAUCCAUGACGGCAGUGCAUGGCGUUCUGCCUGAAUGCUCUCCGCGCCCUAUUGGUUGGGGCACCUACGAAUCAGACGCUCGGUGUCACUUCUACUUGGCUACCUUUCAUGAGAUGGCCGAAGAACUGCCCGACAUCAAUGCGUUUGCUUGGAAGGUUGCGGAGCUUCACCUGAGGAGCGAAUCCCCAAAUGGAAAAUUUGGGUUUCCCGUAAUGACAUUUAGCGGCAAUGCUCCGCAAGACAACUCAUGGACAGACACAUGGGAGGCUUUCUUUACGAAAGCAUUUACCCAUAUGAUUCGCUUGGAAGGUGAGACCCAAGGCCAGAGUGAGGAGAUGGACAAGCUUGCAUCCACCCUUAUCAGCAAUGUCAUUCCGAGACUUUUGCGUCCCCUGGAGAUUGAUGGCAAAACGGUGAAGCCUUGCUUGAUCCAUGGCGAUCUCUGGUAUGGGAACGCUUGCACAGACCUGACGACGGGAAACCCCAUUGUAUUCGAUGCUUGCAGUCUCUAUGGGCAUCAUGAGUAUGAGCUUGGAACAUGGCGCUCCCCUCAUUAUAGGAUUGGGAAGCCUUAUGUUAGAGCUUAUCACCAGAAAUAUCCCAAGUCAGAACCCGUGGAGGACUGGGACGAUCGGAAUGCUCUUUACUCAAUUAUGUUCAAUUUGCAUGAGUCUGUCCUGUACGCUGGAACUCUCAGAUGGCGCGGAAUAGUGAUGGGAGAGAUGAAACGCCUCAUCAACAAGUUUCCUGAGGGCUUUGACGGAUGGCGAAGCCAGAACCCAACCAAGAAGACCGGGCGUGAAAUUUGAGCGUUUGGGCCCCGAUGUCAUUCGUUAGACUCACCAUCUCGACGAAUGGUAUUCCACAAUCUGCAAAUGAAUAGAUCAUGUUAAAUGUCGAAAGUGAAGAUCGAAUCAAGCGCAACUUGUCAUGUCUCUAAUUGGGGCCAUCUCAAGCAGUAUCUGAUGCCAUGUAAUCAACUCCUGGUUGCUCCCUGCUGUCAAAUUCUAAACCACGUCCACGUUGAGACACGCGGGACCGUACAUCAAAAACCCUUUGUUUUACGAUUCACUAUUCCUGAUCGAACGCUGCAU
Molecule: messenger RNA, 1283 nt
Organism: Colletotrichum phormii
Lineage: Eukaryota; Fungi; Ascomycota; Sordariomycetes; Glomerellales; Glomerellaceae
Product: Fructosamine/Ketosamine-3-kinase
Exons: 4
Coding region: 171-998 (275 amino acids)
Source: RefSeq, a predicted model, not a curated record